AUUUAAUUUUCAGUAAAUAACUCUCGUUUCCUUCUCCUAAGGUCUCUGACACUGUUGUUGAGCCAUAUAAUGCAACGCUCUCUGUGCAUCAGCUCGUUGAAAACGCUGACGAGUGUAUGGUUCUCGACAAUGAGGCUCUCUACGACUUCUGCUUCCAUACCCUCAAGCUUUCUAACCCCUCCUUUGGUGAUCUGAACCAUCUCAUCUCGGCUACAAUGAGUAGUGUUACAUGCUGUCUUUGUUUCCCUGGUCAACUCAACUCCGACCUUAGGAAGCUCGCUGUGAACCUGAUCCCUUUCCCAAGGCUCCACUUCUUCAUGGUGGGUUUUGUUCUGUUGACAUCGAGAGGAUCACAGCAAUACAGUGCCUUCAGUGUCCCUGAGCUGACCCAGCAGAUGUGGGAUGCGAAGAACAUGAUGUGCGCUGCUGACCCUCGUCACGGACGUUACUUAACUGCAUCCACUGUGUUCCGUGGAAAGCUGAGCACUAAGGAGGUUGAUGAGCAGAUGAUGAACAUCCAGAACAAGAACUCAUCCUACUUUGUGGAAUGGAUCCCGAACAACGUCAAGUCCAGCGUCUGUGACAUUGCAACAUUAACUCUUAUAAUAUUUUUAUAAACUCUUAUAUACAGAUUUAUAAGCCUCUAUAAAAUUUAAUAAGACUUCAUAAAAGAAUUACCUUUUGAAAUUCUACAAAUCCUCAUAAAUGAUUUUAUAAACCCUUAUAAAUAAUUUUAAACAUUCUUAUAAAUGAUUUAUAGACCCUUAUAAAAAGUUUCUAUAUAUUCAUAUAAAUGAUUUUUAAGACUUUAUAAAUGAAAUUACCUUUCUAAAUAUUUAUAAAUGAUUUUAUAAAACCUUAUAAAUAUUUGGUAUAUUCUUAUAAGUGAUUUUAUAAAGGUUUAUAAAUCAUUUAUAGGAAUAUAUAUAAACUAUUGAUAAAUGUUUAUAAAUGAUUUCUAAAUUUUCAUAAAUGAUUUAUAAACAUUUAUAAAUUAUUUAUUAUCUUUGUAAAGCCUUAUAAGGAUUUUAUUAUGAUGAUAUAAUUUGAUAUGGUUUCUCUGCCUCUUCUUUAUAAAACAAUUAUAUCAUUUCUCAGAUUUUCUUAGCAAACAGAGGUACAUCAUUAACAUCAUCCACAAUCAACUAAAGGAUAUAUAUAUAGACUCGGUAAGGUUCAAUCAUGAUUAAUGAGCAAAUCUACACUCAAGAACGAUUCAACAUCCAGAAAUAUUCUAUAAUUCACCACAAAACAGCCAUGAAGAUCGUCUGAUCCACAUCUAAAGCCGCCUCCGGAGACUUCUCCAACACUCCCCAUUCUUCUUGGAGACACUCGCUCUUAUUCUUAGCUAAGAACGCAACGAUAUACAGCAAACUCAAUAUCCCCAUGAACCUCUGCUGCCUCAUCUCGCUGUUUUCCACCACAUGAGAAAUAUAUAUAAACUAUUGAUAAAGGUUUAUAAAUGAUUUCUAAAUCUUCAUAAAUUAUUCAUAAACAUUUAUUAAUUAUUUAUAAUCCUUAUAAAGCCUUAUAAACUGAUUUUAUAAACUCUUAUAAAUGAUUAUACUUUAAUAAUAUAUUUGAAAAACUUUAUAGACUGAUUUUAUAAAGUCUUAUUAAUUGUUUUAUAAACCAUUAUAAAUAAUCUUUUAUUUAUUAUAAUAAUUUACAAACAUUUAUAUUAGAAUUAUAGACACUUGCUUUAUGAAUAUUUUACUACUAAAUGUUUGUAAAGAUUUAUAAACUCUUGAAAAAGAUUUAUUAACUCUUAUAAAUUGUGGUAUGAAGAUUAUUAAACUCUUAUAAAAUUUUUAUAAACCCUUAUAUACAGAUUCAUAAACUUUUAUAAAUAUAUUUAUAAAACCUUAUAAAUGAUUUAUAAGUUCUUAUAAAUAGUUUUAUAAACCCUUAUAAGAGGUUUCUAACAUGCAAGAUAAUAUAGAUUAGCUAGAGCCCAAGCUGCAGCAAGACUACCUUCCUUUCCCUUGUAUCAGAACUUUGCAAUUGAUCAACCUUCUCAGUGGGAAGAUAAGGGCCAGUUUCAUCCAUCCUAGGACCAACAGAGCCUCUCUCACGUUUGUCUAACAGAUGCUGGAGAAGGAGGAACAUGCGAGUGGUUCCUGUUUGCGUUUCGAGGAGCUUUGUUUUCCUUCAUUGUUCCAUUUGCAAAUGAACAUCCCGCAUAGAACUUAUCCGAAAGACCAUCUUCUGGAUCUUUAGCUUCCACUUCUGCUAACAUCUCAACGGCUCUGUCGUAAGACUUCGUGAACGGUUCAUCUACGAACUCAAUCUCUGCAGAAGAAUCUCUCACAGCAUCAAUCAGAGAUUUAGCUACUGGGAUUCGACCCAUACGCAUCAAGCAGAUGGCCAUGUUGCACUGUUUGUUUUUGUCUGGCUCCAAACACAAAGCUCUCCUAUUCAUAGAUACAUAAGUGCAUAUAAGGAAAAGACUCGCAAGGGCAAACACAAACUAACAAGACCCAAACCUUGUAAAGCAUUGAGUUGUACUACCAACAAUAUCUUAAAACCCAGAUUUAUAAGAGGUUAUAAUUUUUUAAAAUAUAAUGUUCACUAUCCGAAAAUAUUUCCUAACCAGAACUAUUCAAAUGACAAGUCUAAAUCAACCUUAUUUGUUUUUUGAAUAACAGAGGAACGAAAAUCCUAAAAUUACUUGAACCCAGAUUUAUAAAGGUUUAUAAUUUUUUGAAAACUCAAUGUUCACUAUCGAAACUCUUUCUCUUAGAUCGACCUGUUGUAAACCAACCUUCGUUGAUUUUUUUUUUUAAACAGAAAGAACAAAUCCAAAAUAUUACUUGAAUCGAACAAAAAAAAUACACAAAUUAGAAACAUACCAGUGUGAAUCGUGGAGAGGAGCCAACAUUUUUGAGGUUUUGAAUCGUGAUUCUCGUAAUUGCUUAUCGCUAGAUGCGUGAGAGAGAGUGACGAUGGAACUCAACGGAGACGACGAUGGAUCUCGUCGGAGAUGACGACAGAUCUCAACGGAGAGAGAAGAACGAUCUCCACAGGGAGAGAGACGAUGGAUCUCGGAAAGAGAGACGGCGGAUCUGACGGAGAGAGACGGUGGAUCCGACGGAGAGAGAGACGGUGGAUCCGAAAGGAAAGAGAAGAAGGAUCACGACGGUGGAGAAGAAAGAGACGAUAGAUUGAAGUAAAGAUAAGGUUAGUUUAGUCUUUUACCAAUUAAUGAAUGUGCUAUUUAUGAAAAUGUCCUUUGAGUGGUGGUAUAAGUGAAAAGUGGUAUCAUGUAAAGUGUAUAAGUAAAAUUUCCCAGAGAAAUUACCAAAAAUACCAUGUUUAUAAUAUACUACUUUUCAUAUUUACACUAGAGUUAAUUUAUCUAGACAUAAGGUUUAGAGUUGGGAGGUGGAGUAGAGUUUUUGAAAUGUGAAAUUUAGGAUUCAAAUAAAUAUAUAAAUAAAAUACUUAAAAAAUAUUUUUUUUUAAAUAGUUCCAAAAAGAAUUUUUGAUUUUCAAAAAUAAAUUUAAAAAAAAAAAGAAUUCAAAAAAAAUU
This is a messenger RNA of Brassica rapa (field mustard), 3532 nucleotides long. RefSeq names its product tubulin beta-4 chain-like. The record is from RefSeq and is a predicted model, not a curated record. Lineage: Eukaryota; Viridiplantae; Streptophyta; Magnoliopsida; Brassicales; Brassicaceae. Gene Ontology annotation, molecular function: GTP binding; structural constituent of cytoskeleton; GTPase activity. Gene Ontology annotation, cellular component: microtubule. Gene Ontology annotation, biological process: microtubule-based process.